Molecule: messenger RNA, 1333 nt
Organism: Beta vulgaris subsp. vulgaris (sugar beet)
Lineage: Eukaryota; Viridiplantae; Streptophyta; Magnoliopsida; Caryophyllales; Amaranthaceae
Product: protein SCO1 homolog 1, mitochondrial
Exons: 7
Coding region: 79-1095 (338 amino acids)
Biological process (GO): mitochondrial respiratory chain complex IV assembly
Source: RefSeq, a predicted model, not a curated record
UAGAUAAAACCCGACUCUAAAACCCUCAUUUACACACACUCACUUACCAAUUACCAUCAAAGGGGGUUUAGUAAAACUAUGUCUGCUGCUACCUCCACUAUGUCCAGAAAUUCUCAAUUGUUUCGCUCUCUCCUUCGCUUCAAUCUUCAUCAAUGGAGGUCUUUCUCUUCCUCUACUUCUUCUCAUUCUCCUUCUUAUUCAUCUCAUCUCCCUUCCUCUUUCUGGCACCGUUCUCUUCCUUUUCUUAAUACGGUGAUUUUGCGAGAUCAGGAUUUUAAAACCUCGAGAUUAUAUAAAAGAUAUUUUUCUACUGCUUCCUCAUCUUCUGGAGGUAGUUCUUCGAAUGUUGAUGCUCAGAAUUCAGAAGCGAAGAAUUCUUCGGAUUCUAAUUCCGGUGAUGGUGCGAAAUCUGAAGGCUCGCAACAAUCUGGUGAUGCCGGUAAAUCGAUUCGAGGAUCGCCUGUUUCAUGGAUGAGCCUCUUUUUGUUACUUGUUACGGGAGCAGGGAUCAUAUACUACUAUGACCAGGAAAAGAAGCGGCAUAUUGAAGAGAUAAGCAAUGCAUCAAAUGCAGUGAGACAGGGACCUUCUGUAGGACAAGCAGCUAUCGGGGGGCCGUUCAACCUUAUAAGCCAUGAAGGAAAGAGGAUGACUGAUAAAGAUUUUCUGGGUAAAUGGACGGUGAUUUAUUUUGGCUUUACUCAUUGCCCUGAUAUUUGCCCUGAUGAGCUCCAAAAGCUUGCUGCUGCUGUUGAUAAGAUAAAAGAAAAAUCGGGGAUUGAGAUUGUGCCAGUUUUCAUCUCUGUUGAUCCUGAAAGAGACACGGUCGAGCAAGUCAGUGAUUAUGUGCAAGAGUUCCACCCAAAAUUGAUUGGAUUAACUGGUGAUCCAGAAGAGAUUAGGAAAGUUGCUCGUGCAUACAGAGUGUAUUAUAUGAAGACAAUGGAGGAAGGCUCAGAUUAUCUUGUUGACCACUCUAUAGUCAUGUACCUAAUGAGCCCUAAAAUGGAGUUCGUGAAAUUCUUUGGAAAGAACAAUGAUGUUGAUGGACUUGUCAACGGUAUGAUCAAAGAGAUAAUUUUGCACAAGAAAUAGUCAUUUACAAAAUUGGAGGCAUUUGUUCAUCUUGGUAGUGAUCUGCAAUCUGGAUAAAUUUUGAUAAAUAAUGUUAAUGUUGCUGAUAUGGCAUAUGAUACUUAAAAGUAGAACAGCUGCAAAAUGAUUGAUUUGGUGUCAUUUAGUUUUUCUACUUUGCACAAACUGACAUGAAGGGAGCAUUUCAAAAACCUCCCCAAUUACACAAUUUUGGUUAGGAUAUUGUUUCUUUGUUGCA